AUGUGGAACUUUCAAAGUUGUCUGUUGUGCAUUUCUGUGACACUUCUAAUACUAAUUCACAAUAUUAUAAUGAUAAACAAUGCAAUAUCCUAUUUUCCAACAAACUUAAUCCCUGAUGAACUUGAUUUUAAGUUGAAUAUUGUACAUCGAAUGAAAAGUCAGUUAUUGACUAAAAUAACUGCAAUACUAUGCGGUACAACAAUAUGUACUGUAUAUUGGAUAAUAAUUUUGUUGGUUAGAAUAAAACCGAAGUAUAUUAACCAUUAUCAGUACAGACUUUACUUCUAUUGCAUAAGGUGUACAUGGAGUUUGUUUAUUUUACCUUAUGUCAUAUUUUCAUCCAUCUUAAGCAUAUAUACCAUGCUGAUAUUGUUGGAUGAUAUUGGAUUUUUAAAAAAUGAUACUUCAUAUCAUUUGUAUGCCAUCUUUGAUGCACUAGACUCAACGGAAUUUUCAGCCAACCAAAAAGUUCAAUUGAUAAAUUAUUUAGAAGGACUGCAGUAUGAUUUUAGUUGCUGUGGUGGUAAAUCAUUUAUGAACUGGUUACUAAGCAAGCAUUCAAUUCCAGUCGAAUAUUUAAGAGGAUUUAAUGCAUCUAAGUAUAUUCUUGAACAAGAGGUAUUCAAUCCGUGGAAUUUAAGAGAACAUACAGAAUUUUUACCACUUAGUUGUUGUGAUCGUAAUAGAAGUCUCUAUUGUUCAAUGGAGGUGCUCAAUCCAAAUACUACUUUGGAUUUUGAUCAAAUAAGUCAAAUUGUACCAGUUUACACUCGUGACUGUGUGACUUCCAUUACACUACAAAUGACAAGCGAGCUGAAUUCUAUGACGUGGAUGUAUUCCAGCCUUAAUAUUAGUCUACACCUAUUGCAACUCUUCCUGAAUGUAAAGACGUAUGAAAUCGUUUCGGCUAACUUUCCAUGCAAAACGUGGUCUUUCAUACCAGCCAAAUUUCAUCGAAACUUAACUCCUCCGUCAAAGAACUCUGUGGAAUAUAGUACCGGGUCUAUAAAUCGAAUGGCAGGAUCAAUAACAUACGUAGAUAGUUCUUUAAUGCAUUAUGAUGAUUCCGCGUUAACUGGAUCUGUGACAACAGUAAAGAGACCUGAAAAGUUAGCUCAUUCUUCUGGUUCCAUUACAAAUAAUGAAGGCGCUUACAUCCAUCAAACUUUGCCUAAAACUCAUAAUGAUAAUUCAAAAACUCAUAGAACAGAAUCGAAAAUGUAUACUGACGGUUCACGAGAGUAUAAAGAUGGGACAAUCACUCCAGGACCUUAUGAUGCUAGACAAGAUUGUUUACUUGGGCGUACGAUACACUUAUUUUAUGGGCCAGCUGGUUAUGUAUCAACUACAAAAUUACUUGAAGCAUGCCAAAACUUUCACCUAUAUGCUAGGCCAAGUGAAGAAAAAUUACAAGAUUUAUCUUCUAAAGUGGAUCACAUUGAAAAGAAGAUGCAUAUUGGAUGGGUAUUAAAGGAUUCGUCUAAAGAGCAAUCAUUCACUUUUUAUGUGCCAAGAUUGGAUUUCAAAAAUACCAAGUUGAAACAUUCCCAUGAGUUUCGAUAUUACUUACGAAAUCGUCUACCACUACUAGAAGCCUUGUUAUAUGCUGAUGGUAAUGAUCUAGUGAACAGAGAAGCAAAUUACAUCUAUCGCAGUUAUUCAGUGUUUAUACUUCGUGCUGUCAUUUUUCUAAUUAUAGGUUAUGUGGCAAGUAAACUGAUAUUAUUAAUUAUCAAUAAUGUUCAGUCAAGUAAUGCUUUAUUGGACAAAGUGAGUCAUCAGAAUGGUGAACAUGAUAACCCAUAUUCUUGGAUUAACAAGAGGUAUAGUGAGGAUAUUCGUAAAAUAAUGGAAAUCGUUGAAAGACAAACAAAAGUGUUGGUUACCAUAACAAUAAUGGUUGGUGUAUUGAUUUCAUUACGUGUGCGUUGCUUAUUGUUCUUAAUGAUACCAACAUUUGGAUUGGUAGUCGGUCAUGUAUAUCUUGCUAAUCAAAUGAUUUACACAUCAUUUAUUGGACCAUUAACAUCAAGUGAAUAUAAUAUGAAAUCAGUGAGUAGUGUUUUGAGUUGUUUAAGUAAAGCAGCGUAUAGCAUUUCAAGAGAUUUCAACAAAUUUGAUUAUAUAGGUUCCACAGUUGAUAAUGUAAGCAAAUUUUCAGCUGACUUAAUUCUUUCACCAAACGAAGAAACCUUUUAUCCUUUGGAUCAUAUUUCAGUAUCAUCAUCGUUGUUAGAAGUGAUACGUGACACUGGUGAAAAGUUGAGCAGUACAGUUGUAGACUAUAAGAAUAACUUACCAUCACUAGACAAACUGACUGAAAACUAUAAAAACUUGACUGAAAAGUUUGAAAGUUCUUAUUCAAAGAAUGAAAUUUCAAAAAUACACCAUGAAUUAGCUAGAAACCUUUCAAUAACAAUGAAGGAAAGAUUGGAUCAAAGAAUUGAGAAGUAUAAACAUGAUGUUAGGCAUUACUUAGAAAGAGAAAUUUCUUCAAAUGCAAACAAUUAUUUCAAUAUGAAUAUUGUAUCUCAAGGUAUGGAGAUGGAGUACGAAAUGCUCAAUAAUUUAAUACAUUUCUGUAUGAUUAUACAUGAAAGAAAAUUUGCCAGCUGUUUAAAUAAAGCCAAAGAGAUAUGUAAUGAUCUGCAAAACAACCGUCAGUUUCAAGGUUCCUGGUUUAGUAGUCUGUGUGAUGAUCAUUUUCAGGCGGAGGAGUUUUGUGAUUUAUUCAAUUACAUAAAAGCGGUUAGACAGGAGUGCUCAGUUGAGGUAAUAUCAUUCGCACCUGAAUUUGGCCUUUUCAGUUACCUGAAGGAAUCCUAUGAAUCGCUUAACGUGUUGAAUAGCUCAAUGAAGGUUGAAAUAUUCCUUAAUGAAAGCUUUAUAAAUAAACAAAGCCUUAUAUGGAAAGAAUGGGAAAAAGAAAAUAAGCAUAUGGAUAAACCAGUGACUUCUUCAAUGAACAUUCUCUACUAUUCACUUUUAUUAUUGACUACACUAUUGAGAUUAACGUUUCUUUUACUGAUCUAUACAGUGCAUAAAUAUAUUUCAAAUUAUUUACUGAAUGUCAACUUUGAUAAUUUAUAUUGUGAGCCAACAUGUGAAAUGAUUGAUAGGAAACGUUUGAAAGAAGUUAGAGAAACCUUAUUUCCCUUGAAGUUAAGUGAAAAAUCCUUUGUUCUAUGGACUAAGUUUGGUUACACUUGGAAAAAUAUUAAAAAGUCAUUAUUCCGUUUAUUUUUUGUGAUUUUUCUCGGCCUAGCACUACUCUGUAUCUUUUACCUAGAUCAUUACAUGCAUCACUUGAUAAUUUCAAUGGAUGAAUUACUUGUAAAUAACACAGGAAAUAAUGAUGAAUUGUCCGACGAUAUUCAGAGAUUUACAACUGGUUUUACCACUAAUAUUACGGAAGGUACUUAUGCCAAAGUCAUUGGAAAUGGACUGUUCAAAGAAAUGAUCAAUAAGUUACUACAAAGUGUUGGACAUCUAAAACAAAUAAAUUUAGAUUAUAACGUUGAUCAUUGUGCAAAGAGUGCCUAUGAAACAGAUCCAACACAUAAAGCUCAUUUUUAUUCAGUAUGGAUGAUAUUUACUAUACUAUCAUUGAUAUCAAUUGGUCUCUUACGUAUUCGUCAUAGAAUUGUAAAAUUUUUCUAUCCUGCACAAACAAGGCGUCGUGCAGUAGCCUUAUAUAAUUACCUACUAGCACAACGUCGGAAUCAGUUAACUAAAUCCCGUCAUCGAAUCAUUCAUUGUGCACAACUUGGUCGUUUACAAGAAGAAGUUGAACGUCUAUCGCAACCAUCAUUUUUAGCCAGACUGUGUUCACAGUUGGCAUGUUUACUUGGUAUGGAUAAGGUUACUUGUGUCAUAUGUUCGGAACAAUUUGAACAUAAUACAGAUAUCUUAAUAUGUCCUAUCGAUAAUGCAGCAUUUUGUCAAUCGUGCCUGCUAACGAUCAUGAAAGACAAUGUUUGUAUAGCCUGCUUAGAUCGCGAUCCAAAACAACUGUUCAAAGAGAGUAGGAAGAUUCAGAAAAUGCUUAAUCGCUUAAGUCAGUCAGAGAAUACUAAUUUUUUUUAA
Messenger RNA from Heterobilharzia americana, 4086 nucleotides. The record is from the annotation of a GenBank genome assembly. Lineage: Eukaryota; Metazoa; Platyhelminthes; Trematoda; Strigeidida; Schistosomatidae.